Messenger RNA from Carassius carassius (crucian carp), 536 nucleotides. RefSeq names its product lymphocyte antigen 6D-like. The record is from RefSeq and is a predicted model, not a curated record. The coding region runs from base 45 to 296 and encodes 83 amino acids. Lineage: Eukaryota; Metazoa; Chordata; Actinopteri; Cypriniformes; Cyprinidae. The transcript is spliced from 3 exons.
GUAAAAGGUGUUACCGAGGUAUAUAAAGAAACGUGUUCCUCUGCAUGGCCAGACCAGCUUCCAUCAUGAAGACGCUAGUGUGUGCUCUUAUUGUGGUGCUUCUCUGCAGUGCCUCAGUGCACUCGCUGACCUGCUACACCUGUGUGGACGGGGACUGCAAGACCCCAACCGAAUGUCCAGCCUCAAGCAAUUUCUGCAAAACUGUUUCAACAGCCACUGUGUUCAGCCGGACAUGUGAGGAGUUCUGUGUUCCAGGAGUGAACAUCUACUGCUGCACUUCUGAUCUGUGUGACUGAUCUCUCGACGUCACCAGUCCUGCUGAUCGACUGUCCUUGAGUCAGUCACUCAUGUUCAUUGUAAUAGUGUAAUAGGAGAAAUAUCACUCGGUUACUCUAGGUAUAUAAUUUUUCUAAUGCCUUUUUUCGAUCUGAUUCAACAUGGUUUGCUUUGCAUAGCACUACUUAAAGGAAUGUCUAAUAAUCGUGGUUUCUGUCUCAGCUCUGCAUGAUUUAUGAACUGAAUAAAAUCUGCUCUGU